AUGCUGCUGGCCGUCUUUCUGAGUGGCGUGGCGCUUGGGGUCUCGGAAGACCCCCAGGCAGUGACGUUGCUGCAGCAGCAUGGUCUACAUCUAACUUUGUCAUCGCAGGAGGAUUUAAGCCUGCUCUCCAAGUUGAGAUUCAUGCCCCACAACUCGCUAGCAGUUCCGACACUGGAUGCAAACGGUCGAUUGUGUCUGAUGUGCGACUUGCCGCCAGCAGAGCGCGCGCCCAACCAAUCGUACGUACAGCGCACCGACUGCGGCAACCACAGCGUGUUCGAGGACGCUGCCAUACUACAGGUGCCAUUGAGCACAUUCCAGCAGAAUGCCACAGAAGAACACAAUCAAACAUUUGGCUGGUGCGAGCUGAACGUGCAGAAGAGUUGUGCUGAUGCCGUCUACAAUAAGGACUACAUGCUCUUUGCCAAGAGUAUUCUUGUCCACGAGUUAGCCCCUGGGGUGGCAUCCUGGGACCAGUACUUCUGCUUCUACAAUGGCUGGCUGAGUUCGGAAAUCAAAGCGCUUCAGCACGAUUUUCAGGGCAUGUAUGCCAAAGGCCGAGACUUUUGCAACUCUGAGGACUUGAUCAAGAGAGGAUCGCAGGGCAAUACAACAGUGAAUGACGUCAUGGCUCGCUGGCUUCGUGGUCAUCAAGGCUUGUCUGGCGACCGCCCUACAAUUGAGGACUCGCUCUUCCUCGCAGCUGCGUCAUGCGCCUUGGGCGGGGGGAGUUCAGCAUGUGACAUGGCGUACUGCGCGUAUUCCUUCUGCCUGAAAGACGAUGGAUUCGGCACUUACGACGAAUGCCAGGGCUGGGACCCCGUCAAAGGCAUGCCGAUUUAG
Molecule: messenger RNA, 843 nt
Organism: Symbiodinium natans
Lineage: Eukaryota; Dinophyceae; Suessiales; Symbiodiniaceae
Source: the annotation of a GenBank genome assembly